This is a messenger RNA of Capsaspora owczarzaki ATCC 30864, 2062 nucleotides long. Its product is annotated as epsin 3. The record is from RefSeq and is a predicted model, not a curated record. Gene Ontology annotation, molecular function: clathrin binding; phospholipid binding. NCBI's taxonomy places the organism in Eukaryota, Filasterea, Ministeriida, Capsasporidae. Bases 16 to 1833 code for a protein of 605 amino acids. Gene Ontology annotation, cellular component: plasma membrane; endosome; clathrin vesicle coat. The transcript is spliced from 5 exons. Gene Ontology annotation, biological process: endocytosis.
UUCCAUUCCUGAACAAUGACUGAAGGCCGCUCUGUGCUCAAGCAACUUCGCCAUGCCGCGAACAACUAUGCUCCGAUUGAGAUCAAGGUCCGCACGGCCACGUCAAACGACCCGUGGGGCGCCCCGAACGCUCUGCUGUCGGAGAUUGCCGACGCCACCUACAACUUCGAGCAAUUCCCCCAAAUCAUGAACAUGGUCUGGAAGCGCAUGAACGACGAUGGCAAGAACUGGCGACACAUUUACAAGAGCAUGCUGCUUCUCGAAUACCUGAUCAAGAACGGAAGCGAGCGCGUUGCUGCCUCCGCAAAGGACCAGCUGAUUACCAUCACCACCCUGAAGGAUUUCCAGUACAUUGACAAGGAGAACAAGGAUCAGGGAGUGAACAUUCGCGAGCGUGCCAAGCAACUGGCGUCGCUGCUGAACGACCCGGAGCGCUUGAAGGAGGAGCGCGAAAAGGCACACGGCCUCAAGAAGCGCAUGGACCACCGCGACGAUGGCGGCUUUGGCAACCACGAUCGCGAUCGCCGCUACGAUGACCACUCGAGCAGCAGCAGCAGCGGCAGCAACCGCCACGGUGGCCCUCGCUCUGUGGACGAAGAGGACCGCCAGGUUCAGCAAGCCCUCGAGAUGAGCAAGCGCGAAGCCGAGGAACGCGAGGAGCGCCGUCGCCAGCGCGAGGAGGCCUUUGCCCGCCAACGUGCCCAGGCCGCCGCCCCGGCUGCCUCUGCCGACCCGUGGGCCACCUCCGCCGCCCCUGCCAACUCUGCCCCUGCCAGCCAGCAGGCUGUCGAUCCGUGGGCCACUCCCGCUGCCGCCCCGGCAUCCGCUGCUCCCCAACACCAGCAGCCCUACCAAUACUCGCAACGCCCCUCGCAGCCACAGCAACCACCCCAGCAGCAACAGCAGCAGGCGUCGUUCGACCCGUGGAGCACUUCGGCUGCACCCGCUCAGGCCCCUGCUCAGGCCGCUUCGUUCGACCCGUGGGGUCCCGCACCCGCUGCCCAGCCGCAGCAGCAGCAGCAGCAACAGCAACCGCAGCAACGCAUGAUUGCUGGCGACCCGAAUGCCCUCAUGGCCAACAUUGCCCGCAACGCUCACCAAAUUGACGGCUUUAGCCGAUUGCACCACGAGCGCGCUGCGCCCAAUGCUGCCGACCCAUUCGAUCUCGGCGGCAUCGGCUCGUCGCUCCCCGCUGGCCAGGCGCCGCGUCAGCAACAGCCAAACAUGUCGUUCGACCCCUUCGGCUCAAGCGCUCCUGCCGCCUUGCAGCCCGCUCCCACUGCUGGUGCUGCUGCUUCUUCCGGACGCCCCUCCGACCCCUAUGCCGGCCUGGUCAACCUCGACGCCCUGUCCAACUCGGGCUCUGGUGCCGGCAACCCGUUCGGCAAGAGCGGAAGCGCCAGCUCCAACAUGAGCGGCAGUGCCAGCAACCCCUUCGGCAACCAGGGACGCCCCAACCAGCCCUCGAUCAACCAAAUGCGCCAGCCCGGCACUGGCGGCUUUGACGCGAACGGCCUGCCUGCCCCUCUCCUUGCCGAUUCGUCGCGCCCGGUCUCUGGCCCCACUGUCACCGCUGGCCUGACUGGCAACUUUGGCGCCAACCCCGCAUUCGGCGGCGCACCUGCCUUUGGCGCGCCUGCGUACGGAGCUCCUGCUGGCGCCUAUGGCUCCCCCGCCUUUGGUGCGCCCGCCCCUGCAUUCGGCCAGCAGCCAAACCCUUACGGCCAGCCAAACCCUUACGGCCAGCCAAACCCCUACGGUCAGCCAAACCCCUAUGGCCAACCCAAUCCCUUCGGCCAGCAACCUCCCCAACAGCACAACCCAUUUGCCUAAGCGCUGAGCUUGCGUGAGGGCAGUGUGGUUUGGUUUUUGUGCUUUUUUUGGAGUGUUUAACAAUUUUUGAUGUCUUCUCUUCCUCUCGUUUGUUGUGUGUGGUUGUUGUUCUCUCUCUCUCCCUCUCUCUCUUGGUGUAGCUUUGGUCUCUUUUGGGCUUUGUUUGUUCUUUCGUGGUCGCUGUACAUGAAAAACCUGUGCGAUUAUGAAAAAAAAAAACGUUCCGAAA